CAGUAAAUAAUCCAGUCAAGGCGAAACUCCUCCCAAGUUGCAAUUCUGUGCUUGGACGGUUGUACCUGAUUCGUCAGUAGCUUUUGUAAGGACAGUUCACAUGAUAUUUAGAGCACACAACACAAGAUCAAACGCCCCCACAAUCAUUCCUCGAUAAUUUAUCCAUAUCAAACUGGUCUUUUGACUCUAGAGCAACAGCCCGUUUCAAGAACCAAGGGGAAAAAAAAAGGGAAAAGAAAUGGUGGCAGAUGCAUUGAGUGGUGGUGGUUGCUGGAGGGCAGUGGGUGGCUUUGGCUACCAAUUGCUCACCGGUCGGUGGUUCAUGGUCUUUGCCUCUAACUUAAUCAUGGCCGUGGCCGGCGCAACGUAUAUGUUUGGCCUCUAUUCCGGGGAUAUCAAGUCAUCACUAGGCUAUGACCAAACAUCGGUGAAUUAUCUUAGCUUCUUCAAGGACUUGGGUGGCAAUGUCGGAAUCAUAUCGGGGCUUAUCAACGAAAUAACACCUCCUUGGGUGGUUCUCAUCAUUGGUGCCGCCAUGAACUUCGCUGGUUACUUCAUGAUAUGGCUUGCAGUAACAGGACAUGUCGCCAAACCCCCCUUGUGGCAGAUGUGCUUGUAUAUUUGUGUCGGUGCGAGUUCUCAGACAUUUGCCAAUACUGGUGCGCUGGUUACUUGCGUUAAGAACUUCCCGGAGAGUCGAGGUGUAGUUCUAGGCCUCCUGAAGGGCUUUGUAGGCCUCAGUGGUGCGAUAAUCACGCAGCUCUACCAUGCCUUGUACGGACACAACUCCAAGUCUCUUAUUUUGCUCAUUGGAUGGCUUCCAGCAGCUGUCUCCUUCAUUUUUCUCCGGACAAUUCGCAUCAUGAAGGUCGUUCGACACGAAAAUGAACUGAAGAUAUUCUACAACCUUCUCUACUUAUCACUUGGCCUCGCUGGUUUUCUUAUGAUCCUAAUCAUCCUACAGAACAGGCUCGUCUUUACUGCAGGUGAGUAUGCAGGAAGUGCUUCAGUUGUGCUUCUUUUACUCUUUGCACCCCUACUGAUUGUUAUCAAAGAAGAACUCAAUCUUUGGAAGAGCAAGAGGCAAGUCUUGCAUGAUUCUUCUCAAUUGAAUGUGGCAACUGAAAAUCCACCUCCAGUACUCCAACUAUCGCUUCAGGUGGGACAACAAGAAGAGACACCACCAGCACCAGGUGAUCCCUGUGCUCCACAGAACCCGGAGAAACAAGUUUCAUGCUGGAGCAGCGCAUUCAAGCCACCAGACAGAGGUGAGGACUAUACUAUACUGCAGGCACUUUUUAGCGUGGACAUGAUCAUCCUAUUCACAGCCACAACAUUCGGGAUCGGUGGGACCUUGACGGCAAUUGAUAAUCUGGGUCAAAUUGGCAAGGCAUUAGGCUAUCCUACAAAGAGCAUUUCGACCUUUAUUUCACUGGUGAGCAUUUGGAAUUAUCUCGGACGUGUGACCUCCGGUUUUGCUUCUGAAAUUCUGCUGGCCAAGUACAAAUUUCCUCGACCUCUAAUGCUAACCAUGGUGCUUCUUCUCUCUUGUGCCGGCCAUCUUCUCAUCGCUUUUGGGGUCCCAAAUUCCCUGUACGUAGCCUCAGUGAUUAUGGGUUUCUCCUUUGGAGCACAAUGGCCACUAAUUUUUGCCAUCAUAUCAGAGCUAUUUGGUCUAAAGUAUUACUCGACGUUAUACAAUCUUGGUGCUGGAGCUAGUCCUGUUGGUGCUUAUAUACUUAAUGUUAGAGUAGCAGGUCAUCUCUAUGACAAGGAAGCAUUGAAACAAAUGGCAGCGAAGGGACUCAUCAGGAAAGCAGGGGAAGAUCUAACUUGCAAUGGCGUUAUGUGUUACAAACUAGCCUUUCUAAUAAUUACUGCGGCAACCAUGUGCGGGUGUGCUAUUUCGUUUAUUUUAGUCUUCAGAACUAGAAACUUUUACAAGGGAGAUAUCUACAAGAAGUUCAGGGAGCAAAGUAGCAAACCAAAGUAGUAGACCCUGGUACGCUGGGAUGACCAAGGUAAGAACAGUACCACCGCCACGGCCUCCGCCUCCUUCAGCUGGAUACGUCAAAUACCAUGCUUGAUCCGGAUAGUUACAGAGAAUUAGGAACUGAAUGUAAAGUUCGUAUUCGCCUACGUCCAGGAAUUGAAGAAUAAAUUGUUACAGUAUUUGGACACCUAAAUCCUAAUGGCAUAUCCUCAAUGUUCAAGAUUCAACA
Coffea arabica (coffee) is the source of this 2222-nucleotide messenger RNA. RefSeq names its product protein NUCLEAR FUSION DEFECTIVE 4. The record is from RefSeq and is a predicted model, not a curated record. Gene Ontology annotation, cellular component: membrane. Lineage: Eukaryota; Viridiplantae; Streptophyta; Magnoliopsida; Gentianales; Rubiaceae.